CUGUGUGUGUGACACACAGACACACACACACAUCCUGUCUUUGCGGAAGUCGGAGCAGUCGAGGCGGCGCUAAAUGAAAUUAUCAUCCGGACUGAGUCGUUAUCGGAGCGGAUCUUCUGAGCGGAUCUAGUGAGCGGAGCUCCGUCAACACUCCCCGGUUCUAACGUCCAUCCUUCCCCGCCUCCAGGCUCAGUUUGUCGGGGUCUUCUAUCGUCCGCCUGCCGUGCCGAGGAGAUGGGGGACAAGGCGGGCACCAGAGUUUUCAAGAAGUCAAGCCCUAACUGUAAGGUGACAGUUUACCUGGGAAAAAGAGACUUUGUGGAUCAUCUGGAUCAUGUGGAUCCUGUAGACGGAGUGAUCCUCGUGGACCCCGAGUAUCUGAAGGACAGGAAAGUCUUCGUCACGCUGACGUGUGCGUUUCGUUACGGACGUGAGGACCUGGAUGUGCUGGGUCUGUCGUUCAGGAAGGAUCUCUACAUCUCCACCUUCCAGGCGUUUCCUCCGGUGCCUGAGGAGCGGAAACCAAACAGUCGUCUUCAGGAGCGGCUGCUGAAGAAACUUGGUCAACAUGCACAUCCCUUCUACUUCACUAUUCCUCAGAACCUCCCGUGUUCUGUCACUUUACAGCCCGGCCCAGAGGACACUGGGAAGGCCUGUGGCGUCGACUUUGAGAUCAGAGCUUUCUGUGCCAAGUCGAUAGAAGAGAAGAUUCACAAGAGGAACUCAGUGCGUCUGGUCAUCAGGAAGGUUCAAUAUGCUCCAGAGAAACCAGGUCCUCAGCCGAUGGUGGAGACGACUCGCAGCUUCCUGAUGUCGGACAGAUCCCUGCACCUGGAGGCCUCUCUGGACAAGGAGUUGUAUUACCACGGAGAACCCAUCAGUGUCAACGUUCACGUCACCAACAACUCCACCAAGACCGUCAAGAGAGUCAAGAUUUCAGUGCGUCAGUAUGCAGAUAUCUGUCUGUUCAGUACGGCUCAGUACAAAUGUCCUGUGGCUCAGCUGGAGGCAGAUGACCAGGUGUCAUCCAGCUCCACCUUCUGUAAAGUUUACACUCUGACUCCGACGCUCGACAAGAACAGAGAGAAGAGAGGACUCGCUCUGGACGGAAAACUCAAACAUGAAGACACCAACCUGGCCUCGUCCACCAUUGUGAAGGAUGUCACCAACAAAGAGGUUCUGGGGAUCCUGGUGUCGUACAGAGUCAAAGUGAAGCUGGUGGUCUCACGUGGAGGGCUGCUGCGAGGCAUGUUGGAGAGAGACGUGUCUGUGGAGCUCCCCUUCAUCUUGAUGCAUCCUAAACCUGUGGAGCCUCCAGUGUCACGUCCUCAGUCAGCUGUUCCAGAGAUGGACCCGCCCAUCGACACCAAUUUGAUAGAGUUUGACACAAACAGCAGCAUCUCCCAGGACGACGACUUUGUCUUCGAGGACUUUGCCCGCCUGCGACUCAAAGGCGUCGUGGAUGACAAAGACGAGGACUGCUAGGAUUUCGACCCUUCAUAUGCUUGCUUCAAACACACACAGACACACACACACACACUCUUCACGUUACAUUCCCCAGUGAUGGAUGAGGGCGUGUUUAGACGGAGGCUUCACAGGCCUCGCUGGUGUUCUUCCUCUCUUGCUUCUGCCAUUCAUCACGCCGCCGCCAUUUCCUGCCACCGUCUCCUCCAUCCAUCUUCUCCGUUUCCCUGUUUUUGCUGAAGGUUUAAAAACUCUAGAUGUUAUGCAGCUGCAGGACAGAUGUUGGCGGUCCAGAUGGAAUAUCAGCUGUCUCUUUGUUUGUAGUUCAGGACGUUCAGGUAUGGGCGGAGUCCGGAGGGCGACCACGUGAGGAAAACGAUAAGAAACAUGAAGAACAGACGUGUAGGAAGCUGAAGAGUCACAGAAGAAGCAGCGCUUGUCCUCCUUUACUUUGAAAAUCUUCUUGAAUGUCGAGCUUUUCCUGCGUCGAUGAUCAGCGUCACGUACAAACAGGAUUUAUAUUUGAAGACGAGCGCAGAGAUCUGUGGUGACGCAGUUUUUCUUCACAUUUACACUGUAGACGCUUUUUAUGUUGUGGUCGCAAAAGGAGGAAACACUCACAACAGUCUCACAGACGACUGAAGUUCGAUUUCACCAGCAUCCACCGACCCGACCGACCCCACCCCCCCACCCCCCCACCCUUGUUCUUUUGUUUGGAGUCAUUCCUGCGUCAAUGAAGUCGUUUCCUUUUAUUUCAAACUUCUUACAGAAAGAAGACGUCCGGUCGUCAGCGUUUUCUGAGUUUGUAAAAAUAAAGCAACAAGAAAAUAAACCGUCGUUUAACAAUCAAAUUAUUGUUUCUAGAUCAGAUCAGUGAUUUUAAAUAAAGACGAAGACUCGUCUCCUCUUCCUCCA
Messenger RNA from Paralichthys olivaceus (Japanese flounder), 2379 nucleotides. RefSeq names its product arrestin red cell. NCBI's taxonomy places the organism in Eukaryota, Metazoa, Chordata, Actinopteri, Pleuronectiformes, Paralichthyidae. The record is from RefSeq and is a predicted model, not a curated record. Gene Ontology annotation, molecular function: angiotensin receptor binding. Gene Ontology annotation, biological process: positive regulation of ERK1 and ERK2 cascade; signal transduction; G protein-coupled receptor internalization. Gene Ontology annotation, cellular component: cytoplasm.